Messenger RNA from Penicillium salamii, 2133 nucleotides. The record is from the annotation of a GenBank genome assembly. Lineage: Eukaryota; Fungi; Ascomycota; Eurotiomycetes; Eurotiales; Aspergillaceae.
AUGAGGCCGUACCACGCCCUAGGCCCCAGGCAGAUGAGGAAUAUACUCAUCACUAGGAGCCAAUGGCUCCCGAGAUCUUUGCAAACUCGACAAAGUGUCGCAAGUGCAACUAGAUGCUAUGCGACACAGACACCGUCUAAAGUCGGACGACCUUUUGCAUACACAUGGCUUACAAAAGCAGCGCAAGAAACGACGCCAGACGACGUUCUGUCCAGUCUUCCAUCGGAUGCCGCAAGCUCAUCAACUGCACCCAUUUCCGUCCCUCUCCUCCUCGUCACCCCGAGCUUUGCACACUGGCUUGAUCCUUCCAGUUCAUUCCUCUCGCAAUUUUUAACUCGACUUUACGGAAGCUCCCCGGGAAUCAAUUCUCUUCACGCCGUCACGGCCGUCGUGGACACACUCCCAGAUACUACAUCCAACAACCCGGACUCCAGCGAAUCAGAAGGCCUGUCACUUUUGGCAGUAGACCCAUCGGAUGUUGCAGCAAAGGUUGCACCUCCGCGCCUGAUCAGAAGUUCCGCCAGCGAAGAAACCAAUCUUCUGUUUUCAAUUCAGACACCACACGCAGGGCAAGGCAAGAAGCCCGCUCAUGAGAUCGGAUUACGUCUUGCCAACACAAUUUUUGUCAAUGGAAAGGACACAACGAUAUUUGGCUCUCGAUGGCUUUGGGACAACAACUCAAAUGAGUUCGUCUUGGAUAAGGCAAUCGAUUUCACGAGCUGCAUGGUCACAGCGACUGCCGAGACGGUGGGUGCUACCUUGGAACUUCCAUUGCACCAAGUGACCGAACGGAGAAGGGUAAUUGCCAGCAUGGGUAACAUCCUAAGGCAACUUGCAAAGUCCACCGAUGCAACUUCGACAGAGCCCAUUCCUGCUUCCACUGACCUUGAGAAAGAGCUUCCACGCUAUAUCAAGGAACACAACAUCACUGAUCACCGGGUUUCUGUCUGGGCGUUGGUCGAAAAGCCCGAAUUGGUGGUGGCCGACUCGAGCUCAUCUACCCAUGAUCGCCUGGUCCAGUCCUUAAAACAGGGCGGGAAGCUGCACCGUGUUAUGAGUGGCGGAGGCGGUUGGGGGAAAAAGCAAGGCCUUCUUUCGCUGGACCCCGAAGUCAGCUUCUCGGGCACAAUCAACCCAAAUGAGCUUAUCCCUAUCAGUCAAGUUUUCGACCCCAAGAGCGGUGAGCCUCUAGACACUCUACCGUCUAUUGACCAAGGCAUCGCAGUUGACGACCUCUCCCUUCUAUCACAAGUCGCUACUGCAGGUGACUAUAUUCAGUUCUUUGUCUCGGUAGAACCGACUGAAAGCAACGCUUCGAGAAAAACCGACGUCAAUGACGAAGCUAUAAGCUAUCACUUUGGCAUGGUGGCUGACUCCAUGGAGCUUGAAGCUUACAACCCCGAGGACAGCAAAGAAAUCACUACUCUGCCUCAAACAUUUGGCGCGUUGUCCGAAAAGGCCAUUGCAUACUCUCAGCCAAUGAAUGGUGAUUCUAAGGCAGAUUCUAGUACAAAGCUGGAUGUGCCAGGUUGCCGGGUAACUUUGAACUCUCCCCGUCUAUGCGGUGAGUCCCCGUUGAUCGUCUAUGCGGACAUCUUGACAUUGAGCGAAUCGCCCAUGACUCCACCCCUCCGCGUCAUCCAUCCAGGUUGCUUCGAGGUGAAACUAAUCUCGUUAUCACAGCCCUUUUUCGGCGCGCUGGGCUGCACUUCCGCCAUCGUCUUCACCUGCUUCGGUGCUGCAUAUGGAACCGCUAAGGCCGGUGUCGGAGUCUGCUCCAUGGCCGUCCUCCGUCCCGACCUGAUCGUCAAGAACAUUGUCCCCAUUGUCAUGGCUGGUAUCAUUGGUAUCUACGGUCUGGUCGUGUCGGUCCUGGUCGCCAAUGACCUGACUCAGGCUCUCCCUCUCUACACUGGUUUUAUCCAGCUCGGUGCUGGUCUCUCUGUCGGUCUUGCUGGUCUUGCUGCGGGUUUCGCUAUUGGUAUUGUCGGUGAUGCAGGUGUUCGUGGAACAGCUCAACAGCCCAGACUGUACGUCGGAAUGAUUCUGAUUCUCAUUUUCGCCGAAGUCUUGGGUCUUUACGGGUUGAUUGUUGCUCUUCUGAUGAACUCCCGCUCCAAAGCAGUCUGCUAG